AUGUCUUCCUCAAACGAAAAGCCCAAAACCGCGGGCAGCGAAAAUUCCUCUAAUACGCCUACUGUCUCUGGUGACAAUGUCGAAAAAGCUGUUGCUCCGGCUAAAAACUCCGGCGAACAUCCAAAGCUCGACAAGCUCGACUCUAAAUAUGUUGUCAAACCCGAGGAGGAAGCAGACCCAUUGGCUCACCUUCCCCCUCAUGAGGCCGAAAUUAUCAGGAGACAGACCGCCAUUCCGGAACCUAAGAUAAACUACUUCUCACUUUACCGAUAUGCUAACAGAUCAGACCUUACGCUCCUUUUCAUCUGCCAUUUUGCUUCUAUUGCAGCCGGUGCCGUUCUCCCCUUGAUGACUGUCGUCUUUGGUAAUCUCGCUGGUGAAUUCGCCGACUUCUUCAUGUCAAAUCCUAUCUCAGACCCCGGCGCUCCAGGCAGACUCAUGGAUACUGUCGAAAGACUGACUCUUUACUUCGUUUACAUGGGUAUCGGUGAAUUUUUCUUGGUCUACACCGCCACCGUGAUUUCCAUCCAUGUCGGCGAAAAAAUCGCUGGACGUAUCCGUCAGCAGUUCCUUGCUGCUAUCCUUCGUCAGAAUAUCGGAUUUUUUGACAAACUCGGUGCCGGAGAGGUUACUACUCGAAUUACUGCCGACGUUGCUCUUAUCAACGCUGGUAUUUCCGAGAAAGUCUCAUUGACUCUUUACUCUCUUUCCACCUUUGUCUCGGCCUUCGUUAUCGCCUUCGUUAGAAGCUGGAAACUCACGCUCAUUCUUUUCUCCGCCGUCGUGGCUAUCAACUUGGUCCUUGGUGUUGCUGGCAAGUUUAUGGUAAAAUACAACAAGAAGGCUAUCGACUCCUACGCCAAAGGUGGCACUGUAGCCGAAGAAGUUCUUUCCUCUAUUCGAAAUGCUGUCGCAUUUGGCACCCAAGGCAAGCUCGCAGAGCAGUAUGAAGAAUACCUCGAUGUCGCAGAGCACUGGGGUAAGCGCCACAAAGGUAUCCUCGCCUUCAUGUUGGGUGCCCUUAUGACCAUUAUCUACCUCAAUUAUGGCCUUGCUUUCUGGCAGGGUUCGAGAUUCUACAUCAGAGGUGACGCUGGACUCAACGAUGUCGUCAACGUGUUGAUGGCUAUCAUUAUCGGUGCCUUCAGCUUGGGUGGUGUGGCUCCACAUGUCCAAGCUAUGACUACUGCCGUCGCUGCUGCUUCUAAAAUCUAUGGAACUAUCGAUCGUCAAUCUCCAUUGGAUUCGAGUUCCGAUGAUGGCGGAAAAAUCGAGAGCCUCAAAGGUGACAUUGAACUCGUCGGUAUCAAGCACAUCUACCCAUCCCGCCCUGAGGUUGUGGUCCUUGAGGACAUGAAUCUUAAGAUUCCAGCUGGGAAGACUACUGCGCUUGUCGGUGCAUCUGGUAGCGGAAAGAGCACUAUAGUCGGUCUCGUUGAGCGUUUCUACGACCCAGUUGGGGGAGAAGUUCUUCUCGACGGCCACGAUAUCAAGACUCUCAAUCUUCGUUGGUUGAGAGAAAACGUCUCGCUCGUACAACAAGAACCAGUUCUUUUCAACGCCUCUAUCUAUGCCAACGUCGCUUUCGGUCUCAUCGGUACCCCGUACGAAAAUGCCGCUGAUGAAAAGAAGCGCGAACUUAUCGAACAGGCUUGCGAGAUGUCCAAUGCUGCUCAGUUUAUUACCUCUCUUCCCGAAGCCUACGAAACUAAUGUUGGCGAACGUGGUUUCUCUCUCUCUGGUGGUCAGAAGCAACGUAUUGCCAUCGCCCGUGCUAUUGUCAGUGACCCUAAGAUCUUGCUUUUGGAUGAAGCUACCAGCGCUUUGGAUACUCGAAGUGAAGGUAUUGUCCAGGCUGCUCUCGACAAGGCUGCUCAGAAUCGUACAUCUAUUAUCAUUGCACAUCGUCUCUCCACUAUCAAAAACGCAGACAACAUCGUCGUUAUGUCCCAAGGCCGCAUUGUCGAACAAGGCAAGCACGAUGAAUUGUUGGAAGCCAAAGGACCAUACUACAUGCUCGUCGAAGCCCAGAAGUUCCAGGAAACCAAGAGCCGACCGGACGAGGAUGAAGACGACGAAAAACUUGCUGAGGCUGCCGAAGAACUUAAGCUCCAGCGCACCCGUACUAAGGCUAGCAUGGCGGAAGUUGACCCUGAUGAUCUCGAAAUGGCCCACCGUUUGAACCGUGCUGAUACCAGCAGGUCUGCCGCCAGCGCCGCCCUUGCCGCCAAGCCAGACGAAGUUACCGUUCAAUACAGCCUUUGGACAUUGAUCAAACUUAUUGGCUCCUACAACAAGACUGAAAAGCUCCUCAUGGCCGUUGGUGUCUUCCUUUGUAUCAUCGCUGGUGGUGGUUACCCAGUACAAUCUGUCCUCUUUGCAAAGUCUAUUGGCGCUCUCUCCCUCGAUCCUAAGACACAAAGAGACAAGAUUGAAAAGGAAAUCAAUUUCUGGUCUGCAAUGUAUAUCAUGCUUGCUGCUACUCAGCUCAUUUCUUACACUGGUCAAGGUGUCGCGUUCGCGUAUUGUUCCGAGAAACUCGUCAAGCGUGUUCGUACCCAAGCUUUCAGGACCCUCUUGCGCCAGGACAUCUCGUACUUUGACGACGAACGCCAUACAUCUGGUGCCCUUACCACUCUUCUUUCGACUGAGACGACUUUCCUUGCAGGCCUUUCCGGCGCCACACUCGGGACUAUCAGUAUCGUCCUGACUACGCUGAUUGCCUCAUUUGUUCUCUCUCUAGCCAUUGCGUGGAAACUCGCCCUUGUUGUCAUUGCUACGGUUCCUAUCCUGCUCGCCUGUGGUUUCUUUCGCUUCUGGAUUCUUUCCCGCUUCGAGUCUACCGCCAAAGCUGCCUACGAGAAGAGUGCUAGCUACGCCUGUGAAGCUACCUCUAGCAUUCGCACUGUGGCUACCUUGACCCGUGAACAAGAUGUCCUCAAAAACUACCAUAGCCAGCUUGUCGCCCAAGAGAAGCGAUCCUUCAAGAACACACUCAAAUCUUCUUCCCUAUACGCCAUGUCCCAGUCCUUUGUCUUCCUUUGCGUCGCCUUGGGUUUCUGGUGGGGUGGAAAUUUGAUCUCCAAAUAUGAACUAACUAUCUUCCAGUUUUUCGUCUGUUUCACCGCUGUCAUCUUCGGUGCUCAAUCCGCUGGUACAAUCUUCUCUUUCUCCCCAGAUAUGGGCAAAGCCAAGCACGCAGCACAGACUCUCAAGGAGUUGUUCGACCGCAAGCCUGAAAUCGACAGCUGGUCCGACGCAGGUCAGAAACUCGAACAUGUCGAAGGAACAAUCGAAUUCACCGACGUCCACUUCCGUUACCCGACCCGUCCUACUCAGCCCGUCCUUCGUGGUCUUUCUUUGAUUGUGAAACCAGGUCAAUACGUCGCUCUCGUUGGUCCCAGUGGUUGCGGAAAGUCGACUACGAUCAGUUUGAUUGAACGUUUCUACAACCCCCUCACCGGCUCAAUUACUCUCGACGACCAAGAAAUCUCCGACCUCAACAUCAAGGAUCUCCGUUCUCACAUGGCAUUGGUAUCACAAGAACCAACAUUGUAUCAAGGUACAAUCAGGCACAAUAUCGUUCUAGGAGCUCUCCGAGAUGAUGUCACAGAUGAAGAUGUCUUCAAAGCUUGCAAAGAUGCCAAUAUCUAUGAUUUUAUCAUGUCUCUGCCAGACGGGUUCCAAACGGUUUGUGGUUCUAGAGGUGUUCUGUUGUCUGGUGGCCAGAAACAAAGAAUUGCAAUCGCCAGAGCUUUGAUCCGAAACCCCAAGAUUCUUCUCCUCGACGAAGCUACUUCCGCACUCGACAGUGAAUCCGAAAAGGUCGUCCAAGCCGCCCUCGACAACGCCCGCGCAGGAAGGACAACCAUUUGCGUCGCCCACAGACUCAGUACCAUCCAGAACGCCGACGUCAUUUACGUCUUUGACCAAGGCAGAAUCGUUGAGUCCGGAACACAUCAAGAACUUAUGGCGCUCAAGGGACGAUAUGCCGAGUUGGUCAAGUUGCAAGGACUGGGGAAGACGAACUAA
Molecule: messenger RNA, 4032 nt
Organism: Orbilia oligospora ATCC 24927
Lineage: Eukaryota; Fungi; Ascomycota; Orbiliomycetes; Orbiliales; Orbiliaceae
Exons: 2
Coding region: 1-4032 (1343 amino acids)
Biological process (GO): transmembrane transport
Cellular component (GO): membrane
Molecular function (GO): ATP hydrolysis activity; ABC-type transporter activity; ATP binding
Source: RefSeq, a predicted model, not a curated record